Phascolarctos cinereus (koala) is the source of this 1281-nucleotide messenger RNA. Its product is annotated as transcriptional regulator ATRX-like. Gene Ontology annotation, biological process: chromatin remodeling; replication fork processing. The record is from RefSeq and is a predicted model, not a curated record. Gene Ontology annotation, cellular component: pericentric heterochromatin; nucleus. Lineage: Eukaryota; Metazoa; Chordata; Mammalia; Diprotodontia; Phascolarctidae. Gene Ontology annotation, molecular function: chromatin DNA binding.
AUGGUUGUACAAUCAGAACUAGUGCAGAAGGACGACACAGAUGAUUUUCAAGAGCCUGAAGUUAGCAAGAAAAGUAAAAUUGAAACUGAAACUCUCAAAAAGUGUGUUGGAGAAAGACUACAUCGGAUUGUGAGCUGCACUGCUUGUGGACAGCAGGUGAACCAUUUUCAGAAGGAUUCAAUAUAUAGACAUCCUGCACUAAACGUCCUUAUUUGUAAGAACUGCUACAAAUAUUAUAUGAGUGAGAACAUAAACUGCAAUUCUGAAGGAAUUGGUGAGCAGUGCAGAUGGUGUGCAGAACGUGGAAACCUAAUUUGUUGUGACUCUUGCGAUAAUGCUUUUUGCAAAAAAUGCAUUUCCCGCAAUCUAGGGAAAAAAGAAAUCUCAAAAAUAAUGGAUGAAAACAAUCAGUGGCAGUGCUAUAUUUGCCACCCAGAACCUUUGUUAGAUUUGGUUGCAGUCUGUGACUGUGUAUUUGAGGAUAUAUCACUUUUGAGGCAACAGAAUAAAAAGAAGCUAAAGUCUGCAAGUGAAAAGAGUGGUAAGACAUGUAACCAUCCACCUAAAUUCUACUCCACCACAAAAGAAGAAGAAAAACCUCAGUUAGAUGAUUUUCACUCAGAUGCUGUAACACAUUCUUUUUCAUCAUUAAUGGUUUCAAAAGACUUGAUUACAAAGACUGAAACACUACUUGAGAACACUACAGUUAUGAAGUCUAGUUUUGUGACAUUUUCAGAACAAAUAGCCAGCAAUUCAGAAAUGAGCUCAAAUACUAUGUUAAAUCAAUUGAAAGGUGUUAGAUCUGUAAGGAAUGACAUAAGUAAGGCUCAUAAGGCAUUAGAAGAAUGCUUGAACAAGGAGAUAAGCAGCUUGGUUGUUAAAGAAAAGAAAGAAAAUAGCAAAGAAGGAAAACAUGAGAAUGCUAAAAAAGAUGCCAAAAUUAAAAAUGUAGAUAAAAAAUAUGAAGUGGAAGAUAUAUUUGCUACAAAAACAAAAAGGUUUCCAAAUGACAAAACUGAUGCAGAAAUUAUAGUUCCAACAGCAACAACUGGUGAGGUUAAGAAUACAAAUGAAUUUCAAUAUGAACCUGCAUGUACUUCUAAAUCUUUAGAUAUGGACAUUCUAUCCAUUCCUUCUUCAAGACCUGAAGAUAUUUUUGAGAAUCAAGAAAGUUCUAUCAAUAUCCAGAAUGAUGAAAAUACUGAAAUAUAUAAGGACACAGAAAAUUCCCUUUUAGAAACAAAUGAAUCUUCAAAGUUGGCAAAGGAAGAUCCAUGGUAA